Messenger RNA from Notolabrus celidotus (New Zealand spotty), 2266 nucleotides. RefSeq names its product ETS variant transcription factor 7 (gene etv7). Gene Ontology annotation, biological process: cell differentiation; regulation of transcription by RNA polymerase II. Gene Ontology annotation, molecular function: sequence-specific DNA binding; DNA-binding transcription factor activity, RNA polymerase II-specific. Gene Ontology annotation, cellular component: nucleus. The transcript has 9 exons. The record is from RefSeq and is a predicted model, not a curated record. The coding region runs from base 455 to 1729 and encodes 424 amino acids. NCBI's taxonomy places the organism in Eukaryota, Metazoa, Chordata, Actinopteri, Labriformes, Labridae.
ACGCUCCCUUUUCAUCAACUGCCCUUUGUGCACUAAUUUAAAUUCCCGCUGACUCUUUAUAUCACUAGACAACUAUAUUCCAACAUUCGUAUUUAUCACACAAGCGUUUAGAAUUUGUUCACUAAAUAAAGUGUAACGACGACACAGCAUGUUUAAUUAAUAUUUAUAUCAGAGGUCAUUUAUGCUACGCACACGUUCAUAUGCUCUAAUCCAGUGCAGUCAUACUCAGACCGUUUUUUUGGAAAUGUCCUUCAUAGUCGCUUCCUCCUAUAAGUCCAAUUCGCUCACACCCCUUGUAAGGAUUAUGUUUCUUUCGUUUUCAUUUCCCGGAAGGGUUGAAUGAUAAAAUACUGGAGUUUUACUUCUUCUGACGCUAUAUUAAGCGUUCUUCCUGUAAUAUGGAGCUCUGGGAGGUUAAACCUUAAGUUUGUGUUGCUUUUUCUGGACGGACUGUAUGUCGGUGUAUAAGGAAAUUACCCUUUUUUUUCGUGUAACCGACCAAAUAAAGGACACUUCCAUGGAAAACUCUUCGUCACCUUUGGUAAAGCAAGAAGACAAAGAAAACAGUCAUGCAGCUGUAAUGCAUGUUGGGCAAGUCAGCUUGCCACCCACUUUGCAUCGUUCUGCCCAGGAGCAGCUCCCCCUGGUCAGUCCUCCCACUCAGGAAGACCUGUGGCAUCUACCUGGACAGCUGCGUAUAAACCCGUCUCUUUGGGAUAAGGAGGAUGUUGCUCACUGGCUCCACUGGGCUCAAAAGGAAUAUUCACUGCGACGGCCUGAAAAGGGACGCUUUGAGAUGAAUGGUCGAGCCCUCUGUCUGCUCACCAAGGAAGACUUCAGACGUCGCUGUCCCAGCUCAGGUGAUGUUUUGUAUGAGAUCUUACAAUGUGUAAAACAGCAAAGGAGGAACGUUGUCUGUGGUGCUCCUGACCUGUCUCCCUCCCUGGCAACUGGACACAGCUGCCAAAUGGCACAUCAAUGUGUACAAGAGCCCCAGCCUCCUACUGUUAAUGUCACACCAGUUUCCCCCGCUUUCACAACUGCAGUGUCUGCAGCUGUCGUAGCUGCUGUGAACAGCCAGACAGAGCACAUGUCACCCCUCAGAGAUCAUCCCAUAAUCUUUUACCCUGCUCCACUCACACAAAGUAGUAAGCAGAAAAAGUGGAAAUAUUUGAAAUCCCCUGUCUCUAAACUGCCCCAUAACCAAGUACAGCGUCCUGCACAAACACAGAGCAUCACCCAUGAGCCGCUCAACUUGUCAAGUCGAGAGAGGUCAAGAAGCCCAAUGCACAAAGCCAACGGCCGCAUCCCAGAGUGCAGACUGCUGUGGGACUACGUGUACCAGCUGCUGUGUGAUGACCGGUACCAAGAAUACAUCCGAUGGGAAAACAAGGACAGUCUGGUGUUCAGGGUGGUCGAUCCCAAUGGACUGGCACGUCUCUGGGGCAACCACAAGAAUCGAGACAAUAUGACAUAUGAGAAAAUGUCCCGCGCUUUACGUCACUACUACAAGCUGAACAUCAUCAAAAAGGAGCGAGGACAAAAACUCCUCUUCAGGUUUCUGAAACUACCACAAAACACAAAGAAACCAAAAGCUGACCCUGUUGACUUGUCAGAAUCCACCCCAUCUCAGAAUGGGGACUUUUGGGACAGCAGUCCAACACAUGAAUUCAGUGAAGACCAUUUUGAGGUUUCCCCUGAUCAUGCUUCUCCACAGCCUCUUCCAUAAACAUUAAAACGGCGUUAGAUGCCCCCUGCAUAAAUAUUGUUUCAUGUGUGUUUGGAGCUUCAGAAAUAACCCAGGUUUAAUCAAAUCCAUUGUCAGGUGUAUGUAAAGGAAUUUUGCACUUUGAAUUUGCUUUUCAGUUUGUUGUAAAUGAAUGUAUGUAUCUAUAUAAUCAGAAGGAACACUAAUAUAAUGGAAAAACACCUCUACAAAUUGCAUCAGGUGUCCAACAGCAGAAUAAUCAACAAAACUUUAAUUUCUCAGGCUUGCUUAACAUAAUUGCAAUACAAAAGAUGCACUGGUUGUUCUGUAAACUGUACUGUAGAAUAGGUCCUGCAGAGGAAACUGUUAGUUAGUUUUGUGAAAUGUAUUGUUGUGGGUUUGAAGCCAGUUUGUACAAGUUCUAGAUGUUUAAUUUUAUUCAGAUUUGCUAAAGCGUCUGGGUUGAUGUGUUUCUGCUUUGUAAAGUAAACAUUGUGAAUGGCAGAUAUAGCCCGUUUUGUGUUAUUUGAAAUGUCAGAUAAAGUGUUGAACAAUUUA